AUGAAUCGACAUGUCUUGAAUAUUCAAAGCGCAUUGAAAUCUCUGUGGUACCAUUCAUAUACCCUCUGGCUGUUCGUCUUCAGCGAUUUCAAAACCAUUGUGGCACCAAGUACCAUUUUCGGCAUCACAAACGCCUGGGCCGCGUCGAAAUACGACCCGCGAGUUGGAGGAGUUUUGCUCCCUCCGCAGUCCAUCAGCGAUUCUCCAAAGUCUAUUGAAAGAGCUCUGGCAGCAUCUCUAUGGGUUUUGAUCAACUUACUCCCAUUCGCCAUUAACAACCAACGGGGUGAAAGAGGCCUUGCGGAGGACAAGUUAAACAAAUCGUGGCGUCCGUUUCCUCGCGGUCGGAUUUCUCACGAGUGGGGUACACGAAUCAUGAUCAUGCUAUAUCUAUUUGCCCCGAUAUAUAGCCUUGUCUUUGCUGGCGGAGUGCGACAUUCUGUGGCUUUGAUAUUGUUAGGAGUGUGGUACAAUAACUGGGGUGGCGCGGACAAGAACCCGGUCAUUCGGAACAUUAUAAACGGACUGGGAUAUACCUGUUUCGCAUCGGGGGCUAUGGAAGUGGCCCUGGGCGGCUCUUUGUUCCCUCUUCAUGGAUGGUCAGGGCGCUGGCUUCUUGUCAUCAUCGGAAUUAUUUUCUCCACCGUCCAAUUGCAGGAUAUGUCUGAUCAACUCGGUGAUGCUAAGCGGGGUCGGCGCACAGUGCCGCUGGUAUGUGGUGAUACUGUGGCACGCUGGACUAUUGCUUUACCUAUGCUCUGUUGGGGACUAUGGUGUCCGAGAUUUUGGGGUGUUUCAUCUCUUUGGUUUGCCAUCAGCAUGUUAUUGGCUUCGGUGGUGGCCGUUAGGACUCUGAUGCUUCGUUCUGUCCAAGGAGAUAAACAGACGUUUCGACUCUGGAAUUGUUGGAUUGCGGUUAUAUAUGUGCUGCCUCUGUUCUCUCAAGGGGGGUCUCUCGGCAGCGAACUUUCAAGCCAUGCUGUGUUAGAAGGGCGCCAAUUGUGA
Penicillium coprophilum is the source of this 1005-nucleotide messenger RNA. RefSeq names its product UbiA family prenyltransferase. Bases 1 to 1005 code for a protein of 334 amino acids. Gene Ontology annotation, cellular component: membrane. The record is from RefSeq and is a predicted model, not a curated record. Lineage: Eukaryota; Fungi; Ascomycota; Eurotiomycetes; Eurotiales; Aspergillaceae. The transcript has a single exon. Gene Ontology annotation, molecular function: transferase activity, transferring alkyl or aryl (other than methyl) groups.